AUGAUUAUCAACUUAUCUAUCAUCUUUUGGUUUAUUACUAUUUCAUUAUCUAUUUUAUCUACACCAUCUAGUGAUGUGGCAGAUGUUAAUUUUUUCAAUCAAGUAGUUGAUGCAUCAUCGAACUGGAGAUCAAAAUUAUUAUCAAAUCCAAGAAUGAAUAAUAAAAAAAGAGAAAUAAAAGAAGAAGAAGAAAUUGUUGAAGCUCAAGGCGUAAUGUCUCCUAAAUUCAGAUUAGGUACUGGUGCUUUUCUCAAUAAAGAAGUCUUAAGUGGUGUUGAAACAAGACAUAAACAAAUUGUGGAUAAGAAAAUCAUUGAUGAAAAAUCUGAUUGGGAAGAUGUCGAUUGGAGUGAUAGUGAUGAUGAUGGUAAAGGGAAAAGUAAAUGGUUCUUUCCAUUCUCAAUUAACAACACUUACUCAAAUCAAACAAUGAUGAUAUAUGAAGAUAAUGGUUCAACUACUAUGAAAAUCAAUUUUUUUGUUAUUCUUUAUUGUUUAUGUAUUUUAAUAUUAUGA
Insectozyma verbasci is the source of this 516-nucleotide messenger RNA. Lineage: Eukaryota; Fungi; Ascomycota; Pichiomycetes; Serinales; Debaryomycetaceae. The record is from the annotation of a GenBank genome assembly.